UUUCACUCUUCUCUUGAGAACAGAGUGAAGUUUGUUUUCAGUGCAUGUCAUGGAUGGACGUAAUUUCAGCAGAAAUCUUUUUUUAUUUCUAUUUAUUUGUAAUGUAUACCUUUAUUGUACUACAACUGAAGUCUGCUCCAAUAGCAUUCUCCCUGGAUCUAAAGGCUAUCCAGGUGAGGUGGGAGCAGAAGGUGAAGAGGGAAGAAUGGGGAAAACCGGCCCACCUGGCCAGCGAGGCCUGACUGGCAGAUAUGCAGAAAAAGGAGAGAUGGGAAGAAUCGGAAAGAUGGGCCCUAAUGGAAUGAGAGGUGACAAGGGGCAAGAUGGAAUUAAUGGUCUCCCAGGAUUAAAAGGAAAACCUGGCACUACCUGUGACUGUGGGAGGUACAGAAAGGUUGUCGGACAGAUGAACAUCAAUAUAAGCAAACUGAAAAAUGCUGUUAAGUUUCUUAAGAAUGGGCUGUAGAGGUCCUCUCUAGGUGCUGAUCCACCAUCUGAUCUGGAUACGUACUGGAUCCGGAUGACUGCAGUGACCUCAGAAUAAGAAAGAAACAGAUUUAUAUUUUGAAGAUCUUAAUAUCUAUACGAUGUUUGAUAGGGAGCCAGUACAGGGUUUACAGAACUGGGCUAAUCCGGUCAUACUUCCUCAUUCUAGUAAGAACUCUAGCUGCUGCAUUUUAUUAUUCAUAAGAAAAUGGUGACUUUAAUACCUAAAUUGCUUUAUUAACAGUAGACAUGCAUGCACAGCUAUAUUAAUGAUUAUUCCCAUUGCAUCUUGUCAUCAUGUACAGAGCAGUGAUUACAUUUUCAUGCAUAAUUUGCACACCUGGUAAGCAGUUGUUGUAAACUUCAUCGCAGUGUCUGCUUGGUGUACAUUUUGCUGAAUUCCUGGAAUGGCUUAGACCUGUUCUCCAUUUUGUUACACCUGUAUAUUGAGAUGGGGAGCAUAAAAACAGCAUUAUUACAAAGAUAAACAUUCAGACAUGGCAACUGAGAGAUUUAAUGUUAAGGCAUCAUUUUAAACCGAAUAUCAAAUAUGUAAAAGAAAAUUCACCGUCAAGCCAGCUGAAUUGUGCCCUCUUUUGAAAGGAGUCUAUACAGUACAACAGACUUCUGAAUUUGGAACAAACCAAAGACAGACUUAAUAAUGUAGCAUCACCCUCCUCCAAGAUCACGUAAAGAAGAAUUACCAACAGGACAGCAUCUGGCAACUAUUGGGUAUUACAAAAAAAAAAAAAAAAGUGUUUUGCAUUCACAUGCUUACAACUUCAACUGGUACACAGAACAGUUGAAACUCUCAAGUUAAUGGAUAUCAGACAAUCUCCUGAAAGACUAAACAAGCAAAUUUAGUGUUGCACAUUUAUCUUCUAUCAUUCCAGUCAAACAGCAUUAAUUUAUAUUAUUCAAUAGACUGUUAACACGCUAACAAACGUUAAUAUUUAAUGGUACGUUUAACGUAAUUUAAAUGGUAUGCCCCUAACAAGGUACACAAUGUAGCAUGGUACACAGACAACGUUGCUACAACUAAUUAGAUUUCAUUGAACAAUUAAACCAAAGUAGGCAAAGUUACACUGUCGUUCACCAAGAUAACAAUUAAAACAAACUUACAACGCAAAAAAUAUUAAUAACUACGAUCACCAAUUUCCGAACUUACCGUUUGAUCAGUCGCAACCAUUACUCAAGCAUUUGGGUGCAGUUAUAUCUGAUUGGUUGCGCCCACUUUGGUCGAUACUGAUUGGCUGCCACCGAUUGGCAGGUCCCGCCUACCUUCCGGCUGUCAAUGGCAGCCACUUCCUGCUGCCAGCUGCCGAUUUUUUUAUCUGAAUCCCUGCUGCAAAUGUUUGCAAUACAUUAAGCAUUAAUAUGUUUUGUCAAUUUUA
This is a messenger RNA of Carassius gibelio (silver crucian carp), 1880 nucleotides long. RefSeq names its product collectin sub-family member 10 (C-type lectin) (gene colec10). The transcript has 6 exons. Lineage: Eukaryota; Metazoa; Chordata; Actinopteri; Cypriniformes; Cyprinidae. The record is from RefSeq and is a predicted model, not a curated record. Bases 50 to 466 code for a protein of 138 amino acids.